AACCCCACCAAACCCCAAAAAAGACAGCAACACCCAAGCCAGCUGCAACAUGUUCAAAUCACUGGUCAGCGGGGCCAAACGCCUCGCCAAUGCCAACUCGUCCUCCACGCCAGACCUCUUCCCCAAGGUCACACCCGAGGUCGACGGCGAGGACUGCCUGCGCGACUGCGAGUCGUGCCAUGUGCAGUACCCAAAGGGCUUCAAGGUCGAGCUGCACGACGAGCUGUAUGGCCACGUCAAGGGCUGGGCGACACAUGUGCUCGUGGCCACGGGCAAGUCGGACUGGGUGCGCGAUGUGGCCAACGAGAAGGGGAGCGUGAUGCAGGCCAUCGAGGCUGCCCAGAAGCCCAGCAAUGGUAGACUGAUGCUAUCCGCCUCCAACAUCCCAACACCACAUCACACAAGUGACUACGCAGAGCCAACAACAGUACUCCUCCUCCCCGCCUUCGCCAUCGUCGAGAACGUCACCCCCGCCAACGUCCCCGACCUCAUCUCCAGCUACAUCAACAAGUCCCCCACCAGCACCUCGGCCCUCGCCCCCGUCUACGAGUCCCUACCAAGGUCCCUCCCCCCUCCCGACGUGCCCGAGGCCGCGCCCAAACACUCUGCCCUCGCCUCCCGCCCCUCUCCCCAUGCCGCCCUCGUCCUGCUCUGCUCCCAGCGCACCCGCGACGCCCGCUGCGGCCAGUCUGCUCCCCUCCUGCGCAAGGAGCUCGAGAGGCACCUACGCCCUCUGGGCCUGUACCGCGAUCUGGAUGAUGAGCGCCCGGGGGGUGUGGGAAUCUACUUUAUCAGCCAUACAGGUGGGCACAAGUACAGCGCCAACAUGAUGGUCUACAGGCGGCCUGACGCCUUCGGCCUGGACGGGGUCAGCAGGGCUGGGGCUGGUGCUGGUGCUGCUGAAGGGGAGGAGGAGGAAGGCCAGAAAGAAGAGGGCAAGACGAAGAACGGGGAGAAGGUGCUCGUGCCCGAGAAGAAAGACGUGGGCGACGAGGGCGGCGUAGGUGCGGCACAGUGCAUCUGGCUUGCCCGCGUGCGGCCCGAGGAUAUUGAGGGUAUCGUCAAGUAUACCAUUCUGCAGGGCAAGGUGGUCAAGCCCGAGAGCCAGUUAAGGGGCGGGUUUGACCGGUCCAGGGGUUUGAUGAGCUGGUGAGACUAUUCUUGCUUUCUUUUCUAUUUUUUUUUAUUUUUUUUUUUGUUUGAUCCUUCAUCUUCUCAGGAACAAAAGAAGGCAUACUCUGGGUGGUGUCUGCAUUAUACUACAGCUAGAAGCAUCAUUUCAUGGAAGAAGCAGAAGAAGAAGGUAUGUUGGGCUCUGUUGCAUCCCGGCCAGGGCCAGCUCAUGUUACACUAUAUAGAUUAUAGACAUAUUAUUCCACCAGCC
Messenger RNA from Cryphonectria parasitica EP155, 1384 nucleotides. RefSeq lists its product as uncharacterized. Lineage: Eukaryota; Fungi; Ascomycota; Sordariomycetes; Diaporthales; Cryphonectriaceae. The coding region runs from base 50 to 1153 and encodes 367 amino acids. The transcript is spliced from 2 exons. The record is from RefSeq and is a predicted model, not a curated record.